AUGGGAAAGCCAAGCGAUAUCCCCGAUCCCCAAUUGGAUGAUGAAGAUAUCGAGCAUAUACUAAGGAAUGAAGAUGAACUUUUUAAUCACGGUUUAAUUGACUUGGGCGAUAAUGAAACUGUCCAUGAGAAAUCAAAACGUAUAGAAGACACCACUCCUGAAAUAGAAGAUAUUGUGAAUCCAAGUAGUGAUUUCAAUGCAAUGCUAUCGCCAUUACAAUACCAAGAUGAAGAAAUUAGGCCGGAAGAUAUCAAUAAACAAGAGAUGAGUACACAGCUAGUACGCAGACCACAUACACCAUAUGGACUUUAUCAAAAUAUGAUGGGUAAUAGUGCCCAGCAAGGUGGGACCACAACUGGAAUAUCCAAUGUUCCAGGAACUCCGACAUCAAUGCUACCUAACGCAUUGAUGAAGCCUAUAAGUACCCACUAUAACGGAGAUGCAAGUGCGAACCUAAUUGGGAAUAAGAUAAGAGAUGCAAUUAAUGGACAAGGUAGGUCAAGAACAGGGACAAAUAGUGCACGUCGUGGACAUAACCAAAAGACUCGACCAACAUUCGUGAAUAAGGUGUGGAAUAUGGUUAAUGAUGAUAACAAUGCAGAACUGAUACGAUGGUCAAGUGAUGGCCUGAGUAUUGUCAUUAAUAAUCGAGAAGAGCUAGUACGAGAAAUUCUUCCGAAAUAUUUUAAGCAUUCCAAUUUUGCAUCAUUUGUCCGUCAAUUGAACAUGUACGGUUGGCAUAAGGUUCAAGAUAUACGAUCUGGAUCUAUCCAAAAUAGUGUAGAAGAUAAAUGGCAAUUUGAGAAUGAGAAUUUCAUAAAAGGGCGUGAAGACUUGUUGGAGAACAUAGUAAGACAAAAAUCUCAAACCAGUCAAGGACAGGGCCUUGCGAAUGGACCUCACGGCACACGUAAUAUACAAGAUACAAUUAAUUCAAUUGCUAGCUCGUUAAAUUUCAACAGUAACCUACUCUUGACAGGAAACGAUAGCAACAAUGGAGAUAAAACAAACACCAAUGGCCCUACAAGUGUAAACGUAGCAGCAUUAUUGGGUGAACUAGAACAAUUAAAAUACAACCAAGUGGCAAUUUCGAAAGAUCUUUUAAGAGUGAGCAAAGAUAAUGAAAUGUUAUGGAAGGAGAAUAUGCUUGCAAGAGAACGCCAUCGUAACCAACAAGAUGCAUUGGAGAAGAUACUUCGUUUUUUGGCAUCCUUAGUGCCUCAUAUUGAUCAAAAGAUGUUAACCGACCGUAUUCUUUCUAGCACUGGCAAUAUAGACGAUGCCGCAACGAACAUGGCUGGGAACAUUCCUAGUAGAUUUGAAGAUACGACUGGAUUAGAUUUGAAAGGCAGUGAUGCCACUAGUGAUUCAAUUUCAGGAAGUCUGAACAAUAUUAAUGACUUCAACAGUAAUAUUAACAAUUUCAAGGCUGGUACAACAAUUACUACAGCUACAGGAACAGGAAAUGCAUCGAGAACAAUGCCAACUGGAGAAAUGCUUCCUAAUGACAAUAUCAAAGGUUCAGGUUUUGGAGGACUUGGUGGUAUCAAUACAAAUAUAAAUAACAACAUCCCAGGUAUCGGUGGCAGUGGUAGCGGAUUAACUCCAUAUGAAACUGCGCUUGGUGAAGGCCAUGAGUUUCCAUUUGAACUAGAUUCAUUACAUGAUCCAUCCGUCGAGACCUUUUCACCAUUAGAUGACGGCGGCUUCACGAGCAAACCAAGAUUCCUGUUGAAGAGUGGAUUAAGUCCUGGAAUUAUUUCCGGAGAAGGAUUGGAUAGCGGUGACAGUAGCGGAAGAAUCAGUGAAAUUCCGUACCACGAAUCGGAAACUGCUUCUACUGCGUCCGCUACCCCACCUUUACUUCCAGAAAUACAACAACAGCCGCAUACUGGAAUGGGAAUGGGAGCAAACGACAAGGAUGAUCUAGAAUUGCAAGAUCUGGAGAGGUCUAUGGAACGUGCUUCAAUUCCACCAUUACAUAAUUUCGAAGGAAUAGUAAACGAACUUUCGCCUUCAAUAGAAGAUGUUGACGUUGACGUUAUUAACACUGAUAAGAAGAAUGGUAACAGAAAUCGCGGUAAGAGAAGCGCUGAAGAGAACGACGAUUCCAUGUUAUCUACAUCCAAACGCCCCCACAAAACAUCUAAAUAG
Molecule: messenger RNA, 2154 nt
Organism: Vanderwaltozyma polyspora DSM 70294
Lineage: Eukaryota; Fungi; Ascomycota; Saccharomycetes; Saccharomycetales; Saccharomycetaceae
Gene: HSF1
Product: stress-responsive transcription factor HSF1
Exons: 1
Coding region: 1-2154 (717 amino acids)
Biological process (GO): regulation of DNA-templated transcription
Molecular function (GO): DNA-binding transcription factor activity; sequence-specific DNA binding
Source: RefSeq, a predicted model, not a curated record